This is a messenger RNA of Drosophila miranda, 831 nucleotides long. RefSeq lists its product as uncharacterized. The record is from RefSeq and is a predicted model, not a curated record. The transcript is spliced from 2 exons. NCBI's taxonomy places the organism in Eukaryota, Metazoa, Arthropoda, Insecta, Diptera, Drosophilidae. The coding region runs from base 136 to 741 and encodes 201 amino acids.
GGUUGUCAUGCCGUAUCGUAUUGACUAGACAUUUUUAGUUUUUCCACAGAGUUGUUUCAAACAACAGCAAAAAUAAAAUAAUUCAGAGAGUAAAGUCGGCAUUAAAGAUAAUAAGAUAAGUCUCUUUGGACCAUCAUGGGAUCAUUAUGGCCCUCUCCUGAAAUCGAAAAUCAGUUUGAUCAGCAGAUGGUUUUUGCAGCCAAUAGUGAGCUGGAAAAUAUGAUAGAAGAUGGAGAAUCAUUGGCUGUACCAGGUCUCGAGCCGAGCACUGAGUUGGGAUAUCUCAUUGCCACGUUGUAUGAGCCCCCCUUGAGGAUUAUCUAUUCAAUGGAUGGAACUAUGGAGAAGUUCUACAUUUUCGAUACGGAUUUCAUUGCUGAAGCACUAACGCAUCAGUGCUCUUUUGUUAUGCAGCCACCCCGGCCAGUUUCCAUGGAAGUUCGUACAUUCCUUUCCAAUACCCUGAAAAUGGCCGUCAGUCAUGCUCCAUCGAUUGUGGAGCUUAUCCCAUGCCCGGCAAAGGGUCGGCUGAUAGUCCUGUCCCUGAUAGAUCGCGUCACCGGGGUCUUGGUCGGGUGUGGGAUUGGCCAACUGCAGCCCCAACCUGCCGUAGAUGAAAAUGGAGACUACAAGGGCUUGGAGUGGUACCCGGAAGUUCGAGGCUUUGCCAUCAACACUCAAUGCCGCGAGCUGAUCAGCGAGUACCUUGCAAGCAAUAUUGACUCUGAAUCCUGGAAUUGAUGAAUUUCUGCUAUAUAAUGUAUUAAUAAUGUAGUAAUUUAAUUAUUUUAUUGUAUGUAAUGCAAUAAAUUUGUCAGUUAAAGUUGUCAC